AACUUCUCCACUCCACCCUUUCAGAAGACAACAAGAAGUUGUACAGUAACUUUUACAGUAUUCAUACUUAAACAUGUUCCACAAGAAGCAGUUUGUCAGCUAUUUUAAUCUGCUCAUUUGUGUAAUUGUAUUAUCAAUAAGUUUUUGGGUAAUCCAAGAAGUCAGUGUCUUGAAAAGCAAACUGAGGAUAAUAAAAAAGGAUCUGCUCCUUCAGUUAGUCCAGCUGCAAUCGUCAAGCACACUCAACGAUGACAUAUUGAUGUCUGACACAUGGGAGGUCUUUCAGCGAAUCAAACGGGAGCUGGCUGGCUGCACACCAGAACAUUCAUUCCUGCAGCUAGCAGCAAAAGGUGAUGAGAAGCCACAGUUAAGAGGAAAUGUGACAGUCAUUCCUUGGACUAUAGCUGCACAGCGUGGACCAGCCCUAGCUACACUCAACAACAAAAUUAUAGUACAAGAAGACAGCUACUUCAUGGUGUAUGGCCAGGUGCUGUUUCUAAACCCGAGUGAAGUCAUGGGCCAUGUGAUCACAAGGAAAACAUCAAGUGUGGCAGGGAAGGAACAAACAAUCACAAGCCUGUUUCACUGUCUGCAGGAAAUGCCAGAAGAUGACCCAGUGAACACCUGUUACACUGCUGGAAUAGCAAGACUGGGCUGUCAAGAUGAGCUGGAGCUUGUUGUUCCAUUCCGACCUGACGCACAGAUUGCCAUGGACACUGAAUCUACCUUCUUUGGAAUAAUACAGCUCUAAGAACUGCUAUCAACAAUGUGCAGAGUAACAAACCAGCCUGAACAAACUAUACACAGGAAGCCUCAAAGAAUGAAUUUGCCAAAAUGCCCGGGUAAAAAAACACACAUUACAGCAGGGAUCAUAGGACUUCACACAGCUAGUCAGCUAUUAUCAUCAGGAAAUAAGGCUGCCAGGGGAUGAUGUUCAUGAGUGACAGCUACAAGCUGGCAGUCUUAGAUAGCCAGACGUAGGAAGAGCUUUUCAGAAAAGGAAGAGCUUUCAAAAAUAAUGUCAGCUUUUACCAUAUACCAAUUCUAAAUAGUUUGUGCAAUUUAACCAUGCUGACAACCAAAGAAUGUGGAAAAACCAUAUGGAGAAAUAGCUUAUGGGUGGUAAUGUGCUACUCGCUUUAUUUGUAGGUGAAAAUAGGGGAGGGUUAUGCUCCUUUUUAGAAAAGUGGUCAUGUACUGAAAGGUUAAACCAUAUCUGUGUAUGAGUUUAGCACAUACAGGAUGAUGAUGCAUAUGCCUACACACAGUUUGGGAAAAUAAACUGGUUUUUAUAGCACAAAAAAAGAAAAUCUUAAAUCUAAAAUCAGGUACCCCGCUACCUGGGAUAAGAACAAUCCCAAGGCCAGCUGAAUCUUAAAUCAAUUUGUCACUUGAGCGUUAUAAAGUGUAUAAUUUAU
Molecule: messenger RNA, 1418 nt
Organism: Colossoma macropomum (tambaqui)
Lineage: Eukaryota; Metazoa; Chordata; Actinopteri; Characiformes; Serrasalmidae
Product: tumor necrosis factor ligand superfamily member 13B-like
Exons: 6
Coding region: 74-751 (225 amino acids)
Biological process (GO): immune response
Cellular component (GO): membrane
Molecular function (GO): receptor ligand activity; tumor necrosis factor receptor binding
Source: RefSeq, a predicted model, not a curated record